AUGGAAGCUCGAAGUUUGCGUUGUUUAGAGCCAUGGUCAUGUUUGAAUAACAAAGUAGUCUUGGUGACGGGGGCUUCCUCGGGGCUUGGUCGUGAUUUUUGCCGUGACUUGGCCCAGGCCGGAUGCAAAAUUAUCGCAGCUGCUCGUAGAGUGCACUUGCUCAAUUCUCUUUGUAACGAAAUCAAUCAAUUAAGGCCGGUUGAUGAAAAUUGUGACCCGAUUUGCCGAGCUGUGGCAAUAGAGCUCGAUAUCACAUCACCGGGCCAAGUCAUUGACGAUUGUGUAGCAAAAAUUUGGAAGGUAUUUGGUCGCGUCGAUGUUUUGAUAAACAAUGCCGGAGUAAGAGGGAAAUUGAGAUCAUCACUCGAGAUAUCCGACAAAGAAUGGAAGCAAAUUCUCGACACCAACUUGAUGGGUACAUGGAAACUAUCGAAAUGCAUAGCAUCCCGAAUGCAUUCCACGGGCCGGGGAGGCUUGAUAAUCAACAUAUCGUCGAUCACCGGUCUCAAUCGUGUGCAAUUUCACGGCGGCGUGCCCUAUAACUCUUCUAAGUCGGGAAUUGACUCCAUGACUAGGGCUAUGGCGCUAGAAUUGGGACAAUACAACAUCCGAGUGAAUGGAAUAGCUCCCGGAUUGUUCCUGUCCGAGAUCACCGAAGCUCUUUUCAAACAAGAUGCGUUGGAUGUAAUAAAGAAAGGUAUCCCGAUGGGUUUCACUUGUUCAACAAAUCCAGCAUUGACAUCACUCGUGCGCUACUUAAUUCACGAAUCCUCCAAUUAUGUUACGGGAAAUAUAUUCAUCGUGGAUGGGGGUAUAAGCCUACCCGGACUUCCGAUUUUUUCUUCACUCUGA
Molecule: messenger RNA, 852 nt
Organism: Andrographis paniculata
Lineage: Eukaryota; Viridiplantae; Streptophyta; Magnoliopsida; Lamiales; Acanthaceae
Exons: 3
Coding region: 1-852 (283 amino acids)
Source: RefSeq, a predicted model, not a curated record